CAGCCUGACAACCAACGGGACCGGAACAGCAGCGGCGCCUGCGGCCAGGGGAGCGCACUCCGGAUGUGGCGUCAGCCAGUGGGGGAGCGGCGGGGGUGAAGGGUCACCCGGAAGUGGAGUUUGUUGUUGUGGCCAUGGCGGGCAUCAAAGCUUUGAUCAGCCUGUCAUUUGGUGGAGCCAUUGGACUGAUGUUUCUGAUGCUUGGAUGUGCCCUUCCGGAGUACAACAAAUACUGGCCACUAUUUGUUCUUUUCUUUUACAUUAUCUCUCCAAUUCCAUACUGCAUAGCAACAAGAGUAGUUGAUGACACUGAUGCAGCAAGCAGUGCUUGCAAAGAACUUGCCAUAUUUCUCACCACAGGCAUAGUCGUCUCAGCUUUCGGGCUGCCUAUAAUUUUUGCUCGAGCAACACUGAUUCACUGGGGAGCAUGUUCUCUGGUACUAACAGGCAAUAUCAUCAUCUUUUCAACCAUUCUGGGAUUUUUUGUUGUUUUUGGCACUAACGACGACUUCAGUUGGCAGCAGUGGUGAGAGGUGCAUAUGCCAGCAAAUACUGGAGCGAAGUGUAUCCUAGAAAUCAUAGAAACCAAAAAGGAACUAUGCAAUGAUAUCAACUAUCAUCCAACAACAGACAGUACAAUUAUUUUUGUUGGACUGCACAAAUAUAUGCUUGCAGGAGACUGCAUCCCUUUCUAGUUUAAUCAUUAUUUGCUAUUAUAUUAUAUUUGCAAUCCCUUUUUAUUUUUAACUUUUAUACCUAAUAAGGAACUGGACAAAGCUAGAUGCAAAUUUGUAAAUAAAACCCCUAUUAAAGAAAUGACAUUUUUGGUUUCAGUAGCUAUUUUUUCCCUUUAAAUUAUUUUAUAAUGUAAAUGUCUUCAGAUCAGAGUAUUUACUGCCUUUUGUGCUACUGUUUACACAAAUAAUAGGUCGUAUGUGCAAUAAUAUUUUAGUGAUGUGUUGUAAAGUUAGUACUGUGCCGCAUGUCUAUUAUAUUUAAGCUUUGCUGUCAAUAAAAUAUCCGUAUAAAGACAAA
This is a messenger RNA of Leucoraja erinaceus (little skate), 1035 nucleotides long. It is a transcript of the gene leprotl1, whose product is annotated as leptin receptor overlapping transcript like 1. The record is from RefSeq and is a predicted model, not a curated record. Gene Ontology annotation, biological process: late endosome to vacuole transport via multivesicular body sorting pathway; negative regulation of growth hormone receptor signaling pathway. The transcript has 4 exons. Lineage: Eukaryota; Metazoa; Chordata; Chondrichthyes; Rajiformes; Rajidae. Gene Ontology annotation, cellular component: endosome. Bases 135 to 530 code for a protein of 131 amino acids.